Messenger RNA from Parnassius apollo (apollo), 1671 nucleotides. The record is from the annotation of a GenBank genome assembly. Lineage: Eukaryota; Metazoa; Arthropoda; Insecta; Lepidoptera; Papilionidae.
AUGGCAUCGGUGAAGAAAAGAUCGCCUUUAUGGGAAUACUUUGACAUAAGCAGUGAAAAUAAAAAGUUAGCUCUUUGUUUAUUAUGCAAUGUUAAUAUUUCUCGUGGCGGCGAAGGGAAAAAAGCAGGUACUUCUGCUAUGAAAAAUCAUUUAAAAUCAAAACAUCCAGAUGAAUUUAGUGCUUUAAAUAAAGACAAGAACGCUGUUGAGCCUACUACAGUUUCUAUAGCCAUUGCGGGGACAAGUUCAUCUUCAGUAGCAAAAAAGCAAUUGACUAUGACAGAAUCUUACGAAAGGAAAUUGCUCUGGGAUAUAAAUGAUACUAAAGCGAGAAAGUACCAUUAUUUAGUAGCUGAAAUGAUUGCACUCGACAACGAGCCAUUGUCCAUAGUGGAAAGAACCGGUUUUACCAGGCUCUUAGAACAAGCUUUACCCCGCUAUAAACUGCCAAGCCGGACUUAUAUUACCCAAAAAAUCGUUCCUGAUAUGUAUGACAGAAUUUACGAGAAAAUCAAACGUAACAUUUCGAGUGCCUUCGCUAUUUCAGUGACAUCUGACAUAUGGACUUGCUUACACAAUAAUGCUAGCUUUCUGAGUUUUACAGCUCAUUGGAUAUCAUCUGAAUUUAAACUAGAACACGGAGUUCUGGCAAUGAAGCCUUUCUCAGGUUCACACACAGGAGAAAAUAUAGCAAUGGAACUCAACAAUGUCGCAAACCGCUGGGAUAUUGAGCACACUAAAAUACAUUUGUUCAUUCAUGAUAGUGGUGCUAAUAUGGUGAAGGGUGUUCGUUUGGCUAAAUACGAUUCUGCUAGAUGUUUUAUACAUACGCUUCAAAGAGCCAUAAACGAGUCGCUCAAAGUCCAGACUGAAGUAACAGCAACAAUUGCUGCUGGAAGGCGACUUGUGACGCACUUCAAUCACUCAGGUCUAGCUCAAGAAAAACUGCUGAGGAUCCAGAAAGAGCUAAGUUUACCCGAGCAUCAGUUAGUGCAAGAUAUUAGCACUAGGUGGAAUUCCACUUUUUACAUGAUUGAGCGUUUGUUAGAACAGAAGCGGGCCAUAUCAUUGUAUGUUGCUGAUCACGAUACGCUCAUAAAUUUGACAGCUCAACAGUGGAGUUUGAUGGAGCAGUGUAUCAAUUUAUUAAAGCCCUUCGAAGAAAUUACUAAAAUAACAAGUUCUGGACUAUCAUGCGUGUCGGAAGUUAUACCACACGUUACUGCUUUAAAAAAAUACUUAGAUAAAACUGAAACUGAGCAAAGAACUCCUGAUUUAUCACAUAUGCGAGCCUCGUUAAAAGCUGAGUUAGAAACUCGUUUUACCUCCAUAAGUCAAGACUCAAACUACUUGAUUGCAACUUAUCUAGACCCUAGAUUCAAAACAAACUACUUGGGAGUGAUUGAAGCUGCAAAAGCACGCCAGGAGAUCUUAUUGGAAUAUUUGAAAAUGUCUUGUGAAGAGUCUUCAAGUAGCAGUUCAUCUUCAACACCGGCUAAAAAGAGUAGAGGAGAGGAGACAGAGCCAGCUGUAUCUUGUAAAGCUCAUGACACAUUUUGGGACUGCUUUGAUGAAGUAGCAAAUGAAAACAACACUGACCAAGUGCAACGUGAAGAAAGAAAUGCGAUAACCUGUGAGCUGGAUUUUUAUCUCAAAGCAGCUUUACAAUAG